AUGGCGAAAUUAAAAAUAAAGAAGACUAAAAAACAAGUCAAACAAGCUCCUGAAAAACCCAAAGAAGAAAAUGAAGUCGUGCUACCUGCCGUCCGAUCUUCUGAUGAGCCAACUCCUAAACAGGCAAAAUGGAUUAAUAGACAAAGGGUUUUAGUAUUUGCUGCACGUAGUAUAAAUCAUCGUCAUCGGCAUUUAAUGGAGGAUUUAAAAAAGCUGAUGCCGCACCAUAAAACCGAAUCUAAAAUGGAAAGAAGCAAGAACUUGUAUGUGGUAAAUGAAAUCAGUGAAAUGAAGAAUUGCAACAAAUGCAUACUCUUUGAAGGGAGAAAAAUGAGGGAUUUAUAUGUAUGGUUUUCCAACAUUCCUAAUGGACCUAGUGCAAAAUUUUUAGUUGAAAACAUUUACACUAUGGGAGAGCUGAAAAUGACAGGCAACUGCCUAAAAGGCUCCAGGCCGUUGUUAUCCUUUGACCCACAGUUUACAAAAGACCCCCAUUAUAGUCUUUUAAAGGAACUCCUAACACAAAUAUUUGGAGUUCCAAAACAUCAUCCCAAGAGUCAACCAUUCUUUGAUCACGUUUAUACAUUCAUGAUUCUUGACAAUCGCAUUUGGUUUAGAAAUUACCAAAUACUCUCUGAAGAUGGAGCUUUAGCUGAAAUUGGACCUCGAUUUGUACUCAAUCCAACCAAAAUAUUUUCUGGAUCAUUUGGGGGUACAACAUUAUGGGAGAACCCUAAAUAUGUUAGUCCAGCAAAACUGCGACAAGCAUUUUCAAAGAAAGCUGCUAACAAGUAUGAGAGAAGAAUUGAGAAGAAAGUAAUGAAUGAGGCUACUAGGCCGGAAACUGGCUAUCCUGACAUUGAAGGAGCUGACUUCUUCAAGGGAGAUCCUUUGAAGAAAGCUGAAGAUGCUGUUAUUGAAGAGGAAAUAAAGCAAGAAGAUGUAUCAAUGGACGAAGAAGGUGAAAAUGAAGUUCCAUCUAAACCAAUAGUUAGUAUGAAAAAAUCAACAAGUCGUCCUGAAAAAACAAUCAGACGUAAACAACUCAAAGCCAAGAGCAAAUCAAUAUCUGAUCAAAUAAAGAAGAGGAAACAGAUCAAGAAGAAAAAACCUACAAAGAAAUAA
Molecule: messenger RNA, 1125 nt
Organism: Danaus chrysippus (African queen)
Lineage: Eukaryota; Metazoa; Arthropoda; Insecta; Lepidoptera; Nymphalidae
Source: the annotation of a GenBank genome assembly